Melanotaenia boesemani (Boeseman's rainbowfish) is the source of this 3977-nucleotide messenger RNA. RefSeq names its product extracellular matrix protein 2, female organ and adipocyte specific (gene ecm2). Lineage: Eukaryota; Metazoa; Chordata; Actinopteri; Atheriniformes; Melanotaeniidae. Gene Ontology annotation, molecular function: collagen V binding; heparin binding; protein binding. The transcript is spliced from 12 exons. Gene Ontology annotation, biological process: positive regulation of cell-substrate adhesion; extracellular matrix organization. The record is from RefSeq and is a predicted model, not a curated record. Gene Ontology annotation, cellular component: extracellular matrix. Bases 216 to 2468 code for a protein of 750 amino acids.
GUUGGCAGCGUCCUCACGCUGACAGGAAGACACAUGUUGGACCUGUCUCCCUCUCUCUCUUUCAGCUCGCUUUGCUUUUCGCUCUUUAACACACACUUACAGUGUUGUCAUACAGCGACACACACACAUCUCCUGGAGCUCCUGGAGAACCAGAGGAGAGAAAAAGGGUGGAAGGAUUUGGCUUCCAGUCCUGCAGCCGUCUUCAAACUGCCGGGAUGAGGUGGUGGCUGGUGGUGGCCAGUCUGUGGCUGCUGGUGGUCCUGAACACCCCUGACACUCAGGCCAGGGGGAGACCUCGCAACCAUGAUGGUCGGAGAGAAAAGAGGAAGAGGGACGGACAGGGUCAUGGCCAAGGCAGAGAAGGACGCUCUAGACCUCUGAAGAUCAGACUGGUUCCAGGUCCAAACAUUUCAGUGAAUCCUGCAGAAAACCAAAGAAAUGUUGGGUCCUAUAGGACCCUUCGAGAACAGCCGUCCAGCUACAAUGUUAUCCCAGGUAAGCAGGACCGGUGUGUGUACCAGGGGCUAACCAUGUUCGACCAGGCCGUCUGGUCUCCGAAGCCCUGUGUGACUUGUCUGUGUGAUGGAGGACGGGUGGUGUGUGAUGAGAUCAUCUGUCCCAUAACGCACUGCCUGUUCCCCUUCGUUCCCGUUGGGGAGUGCUGCCCCGUCUGCAUGGAGCCAGACUCCGAGCUCAGCCUUGAAAUUUCUGGUGACUCCCCAGUUCCUAAUGACCCCAGCGAGGCCAUCACCCCACUGACCCAGGAGGAGAUCCAGCGAAUUCUGUGGCGGGAGGAAGAGGAGCACCGCGAGGAGGAGGAGCGCCUGAGGAAGAAGGACGAGGCAAGGAGGAAGAGAAGGAAGCAAAGGAAGGAGCAGGAGGAAAUGCAGAGGAGGAUAGUUGAGAAGAAGAGAAGGGAGGAAGAGGAAGCUUUGAGGCUGCAAAUAGAGAAAGAGGAAGAGGAGUGGAGGAGGAAGAUAGAGGAGGAGGAGGAGAGAAGACAGCAGGAAGAGGAGAGGAUGAGAGAGGAGGAAGAAGAAAGGAGGCAGAAAGAGAGAGAAGCAAGAGAAAAGGAAAGGGAGCUGGAGAAAGAACAGGAACAACAGGAGAAGGAGGAAGAGGAGGAGGUGUGGUUGAGAGGAGAUGUGUUUCAGAUGCUCCCAAAAGAACCAGAAGUAGCAGAAAAAACAGACUUCCAACCAGCUCCGAUCCCAACACCUCCUGCUGCCUCAGAGGAGGAGCUGAGGGAGGUCGAUAUAGGGGUGGAGGAGGAAGAGGAGGAUGAGGAGGUGAUAGAAGGGAACAGAGGAGGCCUCCCUCCAGGAUGCGACAUCUCUGAUGUCAUUGUGACAUGUGAGAACGCCAAACUCACACACUUCCCUCCUCUGAGCAUCCCGGAGCUGAAAUCUCUCAGUCUGGAGGGAAACAGCAUCAGCAGCAUCCCAGCCGGAGCCUUUAACGGCAUCCCCAACCUGGAGUGGAUCAACCUGAAGAAAAACAAGCUCACCUCUGCUGGCAUCGACGCUAAAGCCUUCAAAGACCUGAAGAUGCUAAGACGUCUUUACUUGGAUGGGAACCUUCUAGAAACCGUGCCCUCUGACCUACCCCCGACCCUGCAGGAGCUGAAGAUCAGUGAGAACAACCUGAGAAGAAUAGAUGAAAACAGCUUCCGAGAUUUAAGCAGCCUAGUGAUUCUGGAGAUGGAAGGAAAUGUGCUGAGUGAGGGAAACAUCGAUCCUCUGGCCUUCGCUCCUCUAACUCAACUCUCCUACCUCCGACUGGGGAGAAACCACUUCCGAACAGUCCCACAGGGCCUUCCCAAGUCACUGCUGGAGUUGUAUCUCGAGAACAAUGUGAUUGAGGAAAUCUCAGAGACAGUUUUCAAUCGGACCAGCAACCUGAAUGUCGUUUCUCUCCGACACAACAAGCUGGAUGAGACCCGGAUCGCUCCUUUAGCCUGGUUUAACCACAGAAACCUGGAGUCCAUCGACCUUUCACAUAAUGAGCUCUACCUGGUUCCGUCAUUCCUGCCCAAAUCUCUGGUCCAUUUAGUGCUGGUGGGAAACAACAUAGAGAGGAUUCCUGGUUACGUCUUCGCCCACAUGGACCCUGGUUUAGAGUACCUCUACCUGUCCUACAACAAACUGGAUGGAGAGGGAAUUGAACCUGAGUCGUUCUUCGGUGCUUAUCACUCCAUGGUGGAAAUGUGCUUAGAUCACAAUCAGCUGGUCAAUGUGCCGGCUGGGAUCAAUGAAAUGACCAACUUACACUUCCUCAGACUUGACCACAACAAGAUCAGGAGCAUCCCGGAUGAGGGGAUCUGUGACCCGGACCACAGCGGGGAACACACUCUGGUGGCCCUGAGGCUAGAAAACAACUACAUCAACCCCCGAGAGAUUUCACCCACAGCCUUCUCCUGUGUACGCUCCUCUUCAAGUGUGGUUUUAAAACCCCAGAAGACCAAGUGAUUGAGGGAUUCCCAAAAACAAAAACUAAGACAGACUUGUUUAAAGCCUCCUGCACACAAGAUUUUGGAUUUGAAUGUAAAUUCCCCUGAGAUGUCUGAUGUCACGAUAAAAAGACAUGAGGAAGGAAGCGGGUCAACAUCUCAUCAACAGGUUUAGUGUGAGAUGCAGAAAUGUAAUGACAGGUAAUGUUGAUGUAACUCAGCUGAAAGAAAGUUCUUUGGCUUCAUCUUUUCAAGCUGUGUCAUAUUUUCUUCCAGUUGGUCCUUACAUGUCAUUUUGGGUUUGGUUCAGUAAGUUGUUCUGCACGGUCACGUGGCCCACACCAGACAGAACUCCUCCAGACUUCACAAAUCAAACACAUCUGUCUCCUUUGGUAAAAUGUUAAACUCUCUAAAAUGGAAAGAAUCCCUGCAGCAGGGACAGUAAACCGAAAAUACUAAUAAAGAGAUGGAAAGAAUUUCUUUGCAGUGAGACCACAGCAGCACAGUACAUUAUUUUUAACAACCUCAGCACCUUUAUAUUCCAUUUCCCAGCUCCGUUUCUUCCAGUGCUUCCUUUAAUAAAAAUCUCUGACAUGAGGAGGAGUGUGAGAAGAGUACUCACACGCGUGAUGUCUUCUUUGUGGGACCAAUUCACAGGUUUAAGGAUCAAGUGCUGCAGAGGAGCUAAAUCCUCCAGCAGAGCAGAAGACAGUAGAUGUCAUGACAUGUCCAUCCUUUGUCUCCCCUCAUACAGAGACACAAGUUUAACUUUCAAUAGUGCAGCUGAGCUGGAUUCAUACUUGAUACAAGAGGUUUACACAAGUUUUCAUUAGCGAUAUAAUGCAUGUUAUAUAUCCGACUGGGACAUAUUGAGCUUCACUCUGAAUAGUCCCAGUUAUUCUUAUAGUUUCCUGCUGAGUGAGGAGACAGUUUGUUGUCUUUCUGAUGAUAUUUUCUGUUUUACUCAAACACAAAUGGAUCAGUAAAGUGUAUUACUAACCCAACAUCCACACCGACCCUCAAAAUAUUGUCACAAUUACUUACUGUUUAAAUUUUUGAUUAUGUUGUUUAAUUUGCUUUUGGCUGGCCAACAUGUUUAAAUUAUGAUUAUCUGUUUGAUGUCUUCACAAUAUAAACUACAUGUAACUUGUGUUAUUAUGCACAAUUUUUCAUGCACCCCCCCCCCAGCUGUCAAGCUCUAACAUAAACUUCAUAGACUCCUUGUUUCUUCUUCAAAUUGUUUUUGCUUAUUACUUAUGACCCUAAAGUAGAAUAAGUGAUAUAGAAAAUGAAUGGACGGACGGAUGGAUGGACGGACGGACGGAUUUUUUCUUUUUUUGUGUGUCAACUCUUCUCACCCUGUUUCACCCAAAUUCUUAGUCUUAGGCUGCAUUCACACCAACAUAGUCCGGGAGACUUGUUUCGAUUGGAUGGGGAUUGCAAAGAAAACAGGAUUUAAACCAGUUACCAGUUAAACCAGAACUGUGUGAAACAACAACAAUAGAGCAACAAUAAAGUUUCUGCAGUC